AUGGGAACAUAUAAAGCUGAAGACGAUUACGACUACCUCUUCAAGGUUGUCUUAACGGGAGAUUCCGGUGUCGGAAAAUCAAAUCUGCUCUCUCGAUUCACCAGAAACGACUUUAGCCACGACUCACGCUCGACCAUCGGCGUCGAGUUUGCCACACGUAGCAUCAAGGUCGACGACAAGAUUGUCAAAGCUCAGAUAUGGGACACUGCCGGCCAAGAAAGGUAUCGAGCGAUCACGAGCGCUUAUUACCGAGGAGCGGUUGGAGCGUUAUUGGUCUACGACGUGACACGGCACGUGACAUUCGAGAAUGUUGCGAGAUGGCUAAAGGAGCUAAGAGACCACACGGAUGCAAACAUUGUGAUCAUGCUCGUAGAGGUUCUCACUCAAAUUUAUAGAGUCGUUAGCAAGAAAGCUCUUGAAGCUGGAGACAAUCCAACCACUGCUUUGCCUAAAGGACAAAUGAUUAAUGUCGGAAGCAGAGAUGAUGUUUCAGCCGUCAAGAAAUCAGGUUGCUGCUCCACAUAG
This is a messenger RNA of Arabis nemorensis, 525 nucleotides long. The record is from the annotation of a GenBank genome assembly. NCBI's taxonomy places the organism in Eukaryota, Viridiplantae, Streptophyta, Magnoliopsida, Brassicales, Brassicaceae.